CAUGUACAUAUCGGUAUCUGUUUCUUUAUACUGAUAAAGAGUUCGGCAAUGAACUCCACUUGGUCUGUCGACUGGUUGCUUGCUGUGAGCACGGCUAACACGGAGCUAGUCCGCACAGGUGAGACAAACACCUCUUACGUAGCGCUGGCAGGGGUUAUCUCCCUUCUCCUAUGCCUGCUCCUGCUCGCCAGUAUCAACACGUGCAUCACCUGCAGAAAUCCAGGCAGAACAGAAACACCUCCAUGCCUUGACUCCAUAGCAGAAUUCAGCAGAGUGGCGGAUCUAUGUUCACCAUAUCAUACGACUCACUUACAUCCAGCAUGUCACAGUUCUUCCAAACCUGGACGGAAAUCGUCUGGAAGUGAUGGGUACGCCAAACCCUUCCACCCUGGACGAGGGGUCAGCUUGAGCGAACACUAUGUGUCUGUAGACAUGGAGCGUAAUGACGGGCACAGUCCUGUACUGACAACAGGUGCGAGUCAUCGAGGCAGCACAUGGUACGAUACGGACAUUGUUGUACGAGGGAAUCCUCAAAGCUCGUGCACGACAUAACGUGGACCCUACCCGAACAACGUACGUGACACCUGAGGUCAUAAACCCAUUGGAUUCCCUGGUUCUAUUGAACUUUUAGUGAUCAGACACUGACAUUCUUCAUGUAUCAUUUGGUGCGGUGGGGUAGCCCUGUGGUUAAAGCAUUCACUCGUCACGCCAAUGGUCCAGGUUCGACUCCCCACAUGGGUAUAAUGUGUGAAGACCAAGUGGCGUAAAACUCAAAUCACUCACUCACUCAUUCCCCCUGUAUCAAUUCUGAUUUUCCAGAGCACAUACUGAUGAACUGAAAAUGAAUAUUGUAAACAUAUACAGCUUACGUCGGGUAUCCGGAAUAAAACGUGAAAAUUGCA
Messenger RNA from Haliotis rubra (blacklip abalone), 902 nucleotides. RefSeq lists its product as uncharacterized. The record is from RefSeq and is a predicted model, not a curated record. NCBI's taxonomy places the organism in Eukaryota, Metazoa, Mollusca, Gastropoda, Lepetellida, Haliotidae. The transcript has 3 exons. The coding region runs from base 49 to 552 and encodes 167 amino acids.